Molecule: messenger RNA, 2976 nt
Organism: Debaryomyces hansenii CBS767
Lineage: Eukaryota; Fungi; Ascomycota; Pichiomycetes; Serinales; Debaryomycetaceae
Gene: PIKA
Product: 1-phosphatidylinositol 4-kinase
Exons: 1
Coding region: 1-2976 (991 amino acids)
Biological process (GO): phosphatidylinositol-mediated signaling; phosphatidylinositol phosphate biosynthetic process
Cellular component (GO): cytoplasm; membrane
Molecular function (GO): 1-phosphatidylinositol 4-kinase activity
Source: RefSeq, a predicted model, not a curated record
AUGGACCAAGCAUACGAGUCAUUGCUUGAAUCGACGGAGUCUCCUACGUUUGAUAUCUUCCAAUGUUUGUAUCAGCUAAAGAUCAAUAUAGACAACAUUGGAGUCCAUCAUUACUUGGUCAAGAAGCUCUAUAAUUUCAGCUACUUGGAAGUUGAAUUCCACAUACCACAGCUUAUUCAAUUAUUGGUAAGUUUUGAGACGGACUCGAUGGCAUUAAAUGAAUUCAUGUUGGAUUAUAGUAGGAAGUAUCCACAUUUUUGCUUAAUAACGUUUUGGAAUUUACAAGCGUAUGUGUUUGAGUUGAAGAAUGAUCCAGAAUCUUAUUCGUUUCAUAUUGUGAGAAGUUUCAUCAACGAGCUUCAGAACGUGAUGUUCAACCAGGAGGCAUUGUACGAUUCGCCGGUGGCACAGAAGAAACAUGGCGAGUUUCGAGAAAACUUGCAACCGUCCAUAGCGAUGUGUGGUGCUGUUUUGGCGUCAAUUGCGGUUCCGCAGAUCAACGUUUACGCCAAGCCGAUUAUUGCAUCACAGGGGAAGCAGCAGAAGUCUCUUUUGUUCAAGUUGGCUAAUUUCCAUAAAUCAUUGACCAAGAAUUUGACACUCAAAAAUAGAGGAAGGGCCACGUCGCACAGUGAACAUGCCAAUAUCGAUCAAGGCCACCGUUCCUUGUCGAAUCCAGGUACCACUAAAACACACGAAGAAUCAGCGAAGGAGAGCGCCGAUAGUACUUCUAAGGCACUGCGCAAGCUUCAAAAUUCGGCUACCAUGUCAAGCUUGGACACAUGGGAAGAUAGACAUUACAAUAGCGAUUACUCGCUCGAAAGAGAUAUGAAGAUUAAUACGAGAAUUAUAUCGAAAAAAUCCUACAUUAGGAGAGCAAAAGAACUUGAACAACUGGGAUUGGGGUCGGAGUCACUUAUCGAUGUAAAUGCUGACAUAUACACGAGACCACCCUUGAAAGAUAACAAGAUAGCAUUCCACUCGAUGCCAGAUUUGAGAUCAAAUAAUAGAGAAGGGUCACUCGAUGAAAUGCCUAUUACACCUGUCAUAUCCGGCUCGUCGUCUACAUCACUUGCUUCAUUAGAUUUACAAGAGCACAAAUAUGCCAAUAAUCAUAGAAUUCUUCCAAUGCAUCAAGACCAGAAGAUUAAGUAUUUACAGGUAAAUUAUUUUAAAAAGGAAACUGAGUUCAUGAUGGGAUUGCAAAAUAUAUCGACAAGGUUGUCUCAAGUACCUAAAGAAGCACGUUUGACGUCCUUAAGAGCAGAGCUUUCAAUCAUUAAUAAUACUAUAUUUCCAUCCGAAAUUGACAUUCCUCAAUUGUUACCAAUUAGCAGUAACCAAAAUAAGAAGUUUCACAGAAUAAUUAAACUUAAUGUGAAUGAAGCCUGUGUUUUAAAUUCAGCUGAAAGAGUUCCAUUCUUGUUAUUAAUCGAAUAUUUAAGUGAAGAAAUGGAUUUUGACCCGUUAAAUGAGCAUAACAAAAGUAUUAUUCUUAGUAAGUCUACCAAUGACUUUGUUUAUGCUAGCGGUAGACGUAACAAGACACCAACCACAGAUUUCACUAGAAGUAGUAAUGAUUCUACUCGUCAAACUGACAGCACCGAACCAAACACAGGCUUUGAUGAAGCUGAUUUAGGUGAUAUGUCUGUUGUAGCUCUUUCGAACGAAAAGAGUUUCAUCACUAAUCAUUUGAAUUCAAGACAGGCAAACGAUAUGAAUACACAUAGGGUUGACAUAUCGCUGCCUGCCCCUCAGAAGGCAAACAUGGAAAGAAGACAGACACCUGACUUGACUUCGCCUAGUUCACCAGGUACUCCUACUUUUGACACGCGGGAUUUAUCAACGCAGAUGAGAAUAGCUGCAGUUAUGUUACAGCAACUUGAAAAAUCAGGUCAAACAAAUACUGAACAAACUGCCGCUAUCAGAGCACGUAUCAUUGAUUCUAUGAAAGCAUUGCAAGAUAAAUUCGAAAACAUUGAUUAUAAGCAAAUUCAAGCUAUGCAAAGUGUUCAUGUCGGAAGAAACUCAUCUGAUGCAGGCGAAAGGAAAUUAGAAAAUGAUUUUAAAUUAAGUGAAGAUUGGGCAACUAAGAAAAAUCGUAUAAGACAGGCCAGUGCCUAUGGACAUUUAAAGAACUGGGAUCUUUGCUCAGUAAUUGCGAAAAAUGGUGAUGAUUUGCCGCAAGAAGCAUUUGCAUGUCAGUUAAUAUCAAUGAUUUCAAACAUUUGGAAAGCAAACAAUGUCGGUGUCUGGACUAAAAAUAUGAAGAUCAUUGUUACAAGCGCGAACACUGGUCUUGUAGAGACAAUUAAUAAUGCAAUGUCGAUCCAUUCGAUCAAGAAAACUUUAACAGAUUUAACGUUGAAAAGUGGUGAAAAUCCAAAAGGUAAAGUUGCUUCCCUCAAAGAUUAUUUUAAUAAGGUUUAUGGAGAUGAAGAUUCGUAUAAAUAUAAAAAGGCACAAAGUAAUUUCGCUAGAAGUUUAGCAGCAUAUUCAGUCAUCUGUUAUGUUCUUCAAAUAAAGGAUAGACAUAAUGGUAACAUUAUGUUGGAUAAUGAGGGCCAUAUUAUUCAUAUUGAUUUUGGAUUCUUGUUAUCGAAUUCACCUGGUAGUGUCGGCUUUGAAGCUGCGCCUUUUAAGUUGAUAUUUGAAUAUGUUGAAGUAUUAGGAGGAUUAGAAGGUGCUCAAUAUCUUAAAUUUAAGGAAUUAUGUAAGGAAUGCUUCAAAGCUUUGAGGAAGAAUUGUGAUCAUUUAAUUAAUAUUGUUGAUUUAAUGCAAAAGGACUCUAGUUUACCAUGUUUUAAGAAUGGUGCCCAAACCAGUGUUUUGUUGAAACAAAGAUUACAACUGGACUUAAGUGACGAGGAAUGUGAUGCAUUUGUGGAAACAGGCUUGAUUGGAAAGAGUAUUGGAAGCGUAUAUACCAGAUUAUAUGACCAGUUCCAAUUACUUACACAAGGUAUUUAUAGUUAG